AUUAAAUACUCAAAACUUGAUCCAUCACCAAAACCAAUCCAAUCCAAAAUUCAAGUCACGCAACUCGUUUUGACGAUACGAUUGAAUACGCCGACGACGAAAUCAUAUAGGAAAUCUGCUCGGUCCUCUGCGGUACUUUCUCUGACAUAUUGGGACCCGGACUAGUUGCGGAUACCUAGAGUCUGAACGGGAAGUAGUCGGUGAUAAGCCGAGAAUAGAGAAAGUUCACGAUGCCGUAUUACGCCACAAGCCAGGAAUGGCUACGCCAGUCUUCGCUGCUUAUUGAAGCGCGGCCGACUACCACUCGCAUAACAACCAAAUACCACAUAUCCAAGCCCAAACCUCGAAAACCCAAAAAAUCCACCACCUCCGAUGCCCCCUCUACAACCACAACUACAACACCAGCAACAACAGCACCCCGCGGUUCCCUAACCCUAAAAACGUACGACCCGCACUCGGGCACAUGUCUCAAAUACCGCACCACCAAAGCCGCGGAGGUAUCACGGUUAAUACUGAGUCUGGGAAAACCGUUGGGGAACCGUAUGGCGGCGCUGCCGUUGCCGGAGGGCGAGGUGGAUGAGGUUAUGGUUGAUGCGGCUGUUGCUGCUGAAGAGGGGAAGAAGGAGGAGGCUCCGACACCAGCGCCGACGCCGGCUGCGACGGGUGCUGGGGGAAGUGGUAGUGGGAGUGGAAAACAACCGCAACAGCAAGGAGGUGGUGGUGGGAAGGGUAAGAAGAAGAAGGGGAAGAAAUAGGGAGAUAAGAAGGAAGGAUGAGGAAUACGAGGACGUAGGAAUGAAUAAACGGGGGGCUCUUUGACGAAAUGAGACUUUACGUUGGUAUUUAGGCGUAGGCUUGUUAUCACAAGUACGCCAACAACCAGAAGGAAUGGUGGCUACCUGAUGUAGCAUCUACAAAAUUUUACAAGUACAAUUUAAGUCACCACGAGAAAAGACAGUU
Molecule: messenger RNA, 960 nt
Organism: Hypoxylon trugodes
Lineage: Eukaryota; Fungi; Ascomycota; Sordariomycetes; Xylariales; Hypoxylaceae
Product: signal recognition particle 9 kDa protein-domain-containing protein
Exons: 2
Coding region: 231-755 (174 amino acids)
Biological process (GO): SRP-dependent cotranslational protein targeting to membrane
Cellular component (GO): signal recognition particle, endoplasmic reticulum targeting
Source: RefSeq, a predicted model, not a curated record